Molecule: messenger RNA, 2256 nt
Organism: Erythranthe guttata (spotted monkey flower)
Lineage: Eukaryota; Viridiplantae; Streptophyta; Magnoliopsida; Lamiales; Phrymaceae
Product: transcriptional corepressor LEUNIG_HOMOLOG
Molecular function (GO): protein binding; transcription corepressor activity
Source: RefSeq, a predicted model, not a curated record
AGUCAAACUGCUUAAACUACACAACGGCCAGUUUGGGAGCACUCUGUUAUGAAGCCGUUACCCCGUUUCCCACUUCACUAACAAUAAAGCAGCUUGACAUUCCCAACCCAUGCACCAAACCUCAUCCCGAACCUCCAGUCCCCAAGCGAUACAAUUCCCAGCCUUACUCCGAGCCUAUGAGUCUAUAUAUACAUCUCCAAUUUGAUUAUCGUUCACAGUUCCCACACCCAAGGCUCCAGAUACCUGCACGAUCAGCUAUUUUUCUUCUCUCUCUACCAAGUUGUGCUUCCAUCUUCACUACAAUUCGCUGCUUCAAUUUGUUCUUUCUUCGGGGUUUUCGCGUGGGGAUUGUUGACGUGGAGUGUGAUCUCUGCCAUUGUUGUGCGAGACAAGUGUCUGACUGGAGAAGAAAUUUUGUUGGAGAAACAAUCAUGGCGCAGAGUCAUUUGGAAUUGGAUAAGCUGCUUAAUGAAUACAUUCAUAACUAUUUCUUGAAAAGAAAAUUGUAUAAUUCAGCAAAAGUUUUCAUGACUGAAGCGAAAAUUGAUCCAGGUUAUGAAGCUAUUGAUUCUCCUGAAGGAUUCCUUCUUGAAUGGUGGACUGUUUUUUGGGAAAUCUACCUUACAAGGGCAAAUGAGAAUUAUUCUGAACCAGCUGCAGCUUAUAUAAAGACUCAACUAUAUAAGAUGAGGGAGCAACAACAGCAGCAGCAGCUUCAGAUGCAGCAGUUGCAACAGAUGCAGCAGCAGCAUCCAGGUGGUCCCAUGGACUCUGAAAGAAUGGAUGAAAACAACAUUGAUUCAGGGACACAACAGAUGGCACCUCUCAAGCAGUUGAUACAAGGAAAUACUGGAGGCAUGUCUGGAGCCAUGCAGCAAAUGCAAGUAAGGCCGCAACUGGCUGCAUCAUCAAUUUAUGGACAGGCAAUUCUUCAGUCGAAAUACGGACUUGGUGGUGCAGGGUUGAAUCAAGUCAGUGGACUUUCACUGAAGGGUUGGCCCCCGACAGGGAUCAACCAAUUAGGGACGAGUUCGGGUUUACAUAAGCCCAACCAGCAGGCUCUAGCACAAGCUCAGAUACAAGGGAACUUUGGAAAUUCAUCUUUCAGAAAUUAUGGAUCUCCGAUGCAAUCAGAUUUUUCUUCCUCUCAACAACAGUAUCAGUUGCAGCAUCCACAACAAAUGCAACAGACUCAUGCUGAGCACAAAACGGAGACUUCUAAAGGUUUUUCAUUUAGAGAAGUUGGUUGCAUACGAGCAAAAAACAAAGUGACUUGUUGCCACUUUUCACCAAAUGGGAAGUGGUUGGCUUGUGCCGGGCUUGACAAAAAGGCUGUUUUUUGGAAUAUGGAUACUUUGCUAACACAUACCACCACAUAUGAACAACAUCAAGACUCAAUUACGGAUGUUCGCUUCCGGCCAAAUUCUACUAAGUUUGCGACAACUUCAUUAGACAAAUCCGUGAGAAUAUGUGAUCCAAGCUGUUGUCUGCAUGCUUACACAGGUCAUACUUCCCAUGUCAUGUCCCUUGACUUCCAUCCUAAGCAGAAUGAUCUUUUCUGUUUCUCUGAUGGUAAACACGAAAUACAAUAUUGGAUUAUGAACCCAUUUUCACGCGCCCGGAUUUCCAAGCAAGAAGGCAGUGGUCAAGUGAGGUUUCAACCUAUAACUGGACAACUGUUGGCAGCUGCAUCAGACAAGUUGGUUUCCAUAUUUGAUGUUAAAACCGACAAGCCAACACACUCUUUUCAGGGGCAUUCUGGUGUGGUCAGUAACAUUUGCUGGGAUGUUAAUGGAGACCACUUGGCUUCUGUGAGUGAGGACUGCGUUAAAGUUUGGUCGUUAAGAUCUGGAGAGUGCAUCCGUCAACUCAACUCCGUUGGGAACAAAUUCUACUCUUGUGUUUUUCAUCCGAGUUAUCCUUCUCUCUUGAUCGUAGGAGGAUUGGGGUCUUUGAAGUUGUGGGCAGUGGCGGAGAACAAAACCAUGACAGUCCCUGCACACGAGAACAUAAUUGCAGCUUUGGCACAGUGCCCUGUGACAGGAAUGAUUGCCUCUGCUAGCCACGAUAACUCCGUCAAGUUGUGGAAAUAGUUCGGGAUUCGCUUGUCGGGAAACUUCAUACAUAUCUGCAAGUAGAGUUUCAUGGCCAUCUUGUAAGAAAUAUAUCAUUUGAUAUCACCAUAGAUCUUAUGUACAUAAAAAUCAUCAUCAAUGCAUAUAAUAUGACCACAGAUAUACCAGAUUAGUUUUAAAA